Molecule: messenger RNA, 372 nt
Organism: Microthlaspi erraticum
Lineage: Eukaryota; Viridiplantae; Streptophyta; Magnoliopsida; Brassicales; Brassicaceae
Source: the annotation of a GenBank genome assembly
CCAAAAGAGCGAAGACUGUCCAAAGCCGAUCUAUCGAGAAUCGACGCCCAAACCGCGCAGAACGGCCGGCCGAGGAACGCAUGUUCCGCUCUCGGCCAAAAUUGCGUCCGUCCGUCUGAAGUCUCGGCCAAAGUUCAAAACCGUUCGGCCGAUCAUGCAUCACGACCCGGGAAACUAAGACCCGCAGUCGGCCACGCCACGACCGUCCACGCCUCGCCGCGCACGACCAUGCCGCGCGAGCCGGGAAACAAAGCCUCGCGGCCGCGUAACCUAUCUCGCGUACCACGGCCGAUGGUUCCGGCUCGUCCCAAGUCCGGCCGAGAAACCAUCGACCAUUCCAUCAACCGUCCGACCACACCGGCCGACCGUUAA